CUGGGCCUCAAAGUGGUGUAUCGGCCGCCAAAAGAGCGCAAGGUGGACAUCAUAUUUGUUCAUGGUCUUGGCGGGAGCAGUCGCAUGACAUGGACGAAAGACCACAACCUCGACAACUUCUGGCCCCUCAAGUUCCUGCCUCAUGAGCCCGAGAUAGGAGAUGCCCGGAUCAUGACGUUUGGAUACAACGCCAAGUUCAAGCCGGGAAGCAGUGGGUCAAGUACCAUAUCUGUGCUGGACUUUGCCAAGGAGUUGCUCUACGACCUCAAAUAUGCGACCGAUGAGUCGUCGCCGGAACUAGAGGAUCUUAGGCUGGGACACAAACCGAUCAUAUUCCUGGCUCACUCGAUGGGCGGACUCAUCGUAAAGGAGGCAUACAUGCAGGGCAAAGAUGACCCCGAGUACGCGGCUAUCAUCAAGGCCAUCUCAUCUAUCAUCUUCCUGUCGACACCACAUCGUGGAACAAACCUAGCUGAGACGCUAAACCGCAUUCUUAGGGUCUCAUUAGUCGCCAAGCCGAUGCAGUUCAUCUCCGAGCUCACAUCGGGCUCACAGACGUUGCAGAAGCUGAACGAGUCGUUCCGGCACGUCGCUGAGAAGCUGCAGAUUAUUUCGUUUUAUGAGACUCGCCCGACGCCAAUAAUCAAAAGCGCUACCAGUAUCAUGGUCUUAGAGAAGGAAUCCUCGGUGCUCGGGUACCCUGGCGAGAUAUCGAAGCCACUGGAUGCGGACCAUAACGGAGUCUGCAAGUAUGAUGGCCCAGACGAUCCGCGCUACAUCACCAUCAGGAAUGCGCUAAAGAGUUUGGUUGCCAAGUCCAAUCAUAAAGGUGCGUUUCGUAAUACAUGUCUUCCUGCAAAGGAGAAUCUCGGGAACUAUCUCUCCUCGGCAGAGUCACCAAACCAAGACUUCAACUUCUUCCGUGACCGCUGGACUGUGGGGACCUGCGAAUGGAUAUUCAGCAACCAAGCCUUCACAGCCUGGCUCGAGGACGAUCGAAUAACCCCCCACGUCCUGUGGCUCCAGGGCAACGCAGCUGGAGGCAAGUCUAUCAUGUCGUCGUUUAUUAUCGACAAGCUUGCCCGGGGCGGCCUGCCGUGUUACUAUUUCUUUUUCCGCUUCAACGACCAAAAGAAGCGCUCAAUAGGUACCCUUCUUCGGUCGCUCGCUGCCCAGAUGGCCAACUCGAUCCCUGCCUACGCAUAUAAACUACUGGAUGUGGCUUCGGUGACUACCGAUCUGAAAGCGGCUGACUUUCGGAGUAUCUGGCAAUGGUUCUUCAAGGACACUCUGUUUGCUCUGGGAGAGGAAGUCGAAAAUCCGAUAUACUGGGUGAUGGAUGGGCUGGACGAGGCUGACACGCCUUCGUCACUGAUCCGCCUACUAGCCGACAUCGAUGCAGCCUCUGUCAAGAUCCCUCUUCGCGUUCUUAUUGUCAGUCGAAAGACUCACGACCUCUCAUCUGCCUUUGUGCGCUUGGGCAAACGGAUCGACAUGGACACUAUCUGGAUUGAGGGCAACCGACAGGAUCUUCUUGCGUACGUUGAGCAAGAAAUGGACUUUACCGAGGAAAGCGAGUACCGUGAUCAGGUCGUAGCCCAGCUGCUGGAGCGCACGGGAGGAAACUUCUUGUGGUUGCAUCUGGCUGUGCACAAGAUCAACCAAUGCCACACCAAGUUAGACGUGGAACGGGCGCUUGAAGAUCUACCGUCAGGUAUGCACGAGCUAUACGAUCGAAUGGCUUUGUUGGUGCAGAACCAGCCAAAGGCCAGUGACCGUCGCCUGGGGCAGAGUAUUCUCGGCUGGGCUACAUGUGCAAGGCGAUCUCUCAGCAUUGAGGAACUGAAAGAUGCCCUGGGAGGAACAAGCGAUAUGCGCGAGAUUGUCGAGAUCCAUCGGACUGUGGAAGAUCUCUGUGGUGGCUUCGUUGUGGUCGAUAAUGAGGGCAAGAUUGCCAUGCUCCAUGAGACAGCGCGCGAGUAUCUUACUGGCUCGACUUUGUAUGAGAGCUCUGGACGACGGCCAUACGCAAUUGAUCCGCGACGGACACACGAUUUGCUCUUCAAGAGGUGCAUAGCUUGUCUCACGGAUCCAUCGCUGCGGAAUCUCAUCAAUCGCGGCGAGCCACCCGCCCUCCUCAACUACGCCAUCAGCUCAUGGUAUAUUCACCUGUCUAAGGGAACAUGCAUCGACCCCAACCCUGAGAUUCUUGAUGUCGUGGUUCGAUUUCUUCGCAGCCCUCACGUCCUUGUCUGGAUGUUCAGCGCAGCGACUCAGAACGAACUGCGGUUCCUCGUCAUUGCGUCUCGAUAUCUGGCUGGCGUGGUGCUUGGCCUGCGACAGCUCCAAGAUGAAGGCGAGUCUUUGGCCCAGCGGCAGGCCACGGAAGUCAUCGAGGGUUGGGCAACGGACCUGAUCAAGAUCGUGGGCAAGUUCGGCAAGAACCUGACGCGGGACCCAGACUCAAUCUACAGGCGGAUUCCGCCGUUCUGCCCGUCGCCAUCCAUGAUCUAUCAGCAAUUCGGCAAGAAAGAAAGUCGGACGCUGCACGUCUCCGGAGUGGCGACCACAAGAUGGGACGACUGCCUAGCGCGCUUUUCCUUCGAGUCCGGAGCUGUGGCCUCGACGGUACUGAACGCUGGAAGCCACACGAUCGCCACUUAUAGCGACGCAACGUUUGGGGAGCAGCGGCGCAUGCAACACGCCGAACGGGUUCUCAUGAUACAGGUGAAUAAGCUGGGUAAUCUGCUCGUGAGCUACGGCUAUAAAACGACCAGGAUAUGGGACAUUACGACGGGUGCUUGUAUCAAGGUGGCCAGCAACCCAGCCACACUGCCGCGACCUCAGGCCAUCACCUUCGUCCAAGACGAAAUCCUGAUGAGUAGCGAGGACCGCUGUGUUCGUUCUCUGUCCAUCAGUGACGAAUCUAGUGUUGAUUGGAGGCUCAAGUCGCGGGUCGAGGAACAAGGCCAGGUCUUAGACGGCAUCAUAGCCAACGCUCCCUCCUGCGCGGCCAUUAGCCACGAUGGGCGUAUGGUUGCUUACGGAUAUCGAGGGCAUCCCAUCACUGUCUGGGAGAUUGACCCCACUGUUUUCUUCAGCGAGAUUGUGCUAGACGCAGAUGGUGCAAUUGACAUGUUAGAGGCCUCAAGUAUGAGAUGGCACCCUCUGCGUUAUGAGAUCUUCUGCCUGAGUAAUCUUGGCAUCCUGUUCAAAUGGGAUCCAGAUUAUGAUCAGGCUGAAUUCACGACGCACUCUGGGGCAGACAAGCUCAACAUCAACUCCAACGGCUCUCUUGUGGUGACCGGGGACGCGAGGGGUAACAUCAAAGUCUAUGCCAGUGCAGACCUCUCGCUGCUAUGCCACUUGCAUUCGCAGGACAACAUCGUGAGUUUAUCCUUCAGCUCAGACUCGCGGAGGCUGUAUGACGUGCGCAGUCUUUAUGGAAUCGUCUGGGAGCCAAGCACGCUCGUGAGGCUGGCGGAAAAGUCCGAAUACCCAGAGAGCAAUACGGAUCUCGAAUUCACGGGCGAUAACGAAAGUCUGGCGAAGCUGUCGCUCUAUUCCGAACACACUUCAGCUCAAUUCGACAGCGUCGUCUCGCUCGCCAGACAACCAGUCGGGUCCCUCUACUGCUACGCUACCGAGGACGGCGUCGCAAUGCUAGGAGAGGUUGGGAAGGGUAACGUAGGAGAGUUGGCGCGCUCAGCGAGCUACUUAGCUAUGGAGCACAUGGUUUGGAGCGAGGAUGGGCGACUCGUCGUCUUGAGCGAUCUCGGGGGGCGGUUACUAUUCAAGCGAGUCACGCGGUCUUCCAAUAAAUGGAGCAUCCAACACGAGCAUGAUCUCGUCAUUCCACCCUUGCAAGGACACAUCACACAGCUCGUAGUCCAUCCAUCCGGAGAUCGACUGCUUGCCGCUACGCCGACAACGCUGCACUGCGUCAACCUCAAGACAUGGGAAAUAAAUGCCAAGCCAUGUCCCAUUAAUGUUGAGCCCCAGAUCAAAUGGGCAUGCCAUCCCACGAUACCUGACUACAUUCUCGGAUUCUCGAGAACGCGGGUGCGCAUCGUGUCUUGGGUAACUCUCGAUGAGUUGGGUGUUCGAACAUAUGAGCUUCCAAGGGCAACGAAGCAGCAAGCGCCAGGGCCAACGACUGCUUCACACGGACUCUUGGCCCGCUUUCCUCAGAUUCUUUUCGAAACACAUCUGGCCGGAUCAGGGGAGUCGACCCGCGAAUUCCUCGUCUUCGAGGCAGCGGACAUCACUCCAAGCCCGGACGACGCAACGACGGGGCUUUCGUAUACCACCUUACCAGAACAUGUCGCCUCACGCAUACGGGAGCCUCUCGCCUUCCUCCCGCGGGGCAAACUUGCCUACCUCGACAUCGAUAGGUGGAUUUGCACACGGCAUGGGUCGGAAUCUGCUGCACUGGGCAACACCAGCGGCAUAGAGAGGCAUUAUUUCUUACCUGGAGAUUGGGCCACGGCGAAUGAGGCGUAUCUCUGCGCUAUGACGCCGGAUGGGACUCUGCUAUGUCCGCAGAACGGGGGUAUCGCAUCACCCUACUUUUGCUCGUCAUAUAGACCCCUCCUAGACAUGUCCACCGAACCAAAGCACGAGUUGGGCGCACCGAGGCCCAGUCUAAUCCCGGAAGAGCCUUACUCGGCUUUCAGUAACUGGCAAAAACGCUCGAUCGUGAUUCUGAUGGCCUCGGUGGGCUGUCUCGGCACACUCAGCAGCUUCGUCUACUUCCCCGCAAUCCCACAACUGACCGACCAUCUCCAUGUCUCAGUCGCCGACAUUAACCUGACCAUCACCGUGUACCUCAUCGUGGCGGCGAUUGCCCCGACUAUCGUUGGCAAUUCCGCCGACACCAUCGGCAGGCGGCCGACCGUCGUCGUCUGCUUGGUUAUUUAUCUCGGUGCGGACAUUGGGCUGGCCCUGUCACCAUCGUUCGCUGCUCUGCUGUGCUUUCGCAUCUUACAGGCCGCCGGGAUAUCGGGGACGUUUGCCAUCACUUUUGGAGUCCUCGGUGAUUUAUUCACGCCUGCGGAACGAGGGAGCACAUCGGGCAUCAUGUCCUUUGUUCUUAACACCCCUCCAAGUUUUGGCCCUGUGCUUAGUGGAUUGCUGAUGCAACGGUGGGGAUGGCGUUCGAUCUUCUGGUUCCUCACAACGGCGUCAGCGUGCUUCUUACUUGUCAUCGCUCUAUGUCUUCCUGAAACUUCCCGAUUGGUUGUUGCAAACGGGAGUACACCAGCGACUCAUGGUCUUCGUAGGCCGAUUCUCCCACUUUUACUCCCUAAAUCUUUGGUAGGCGAGCAAGCUUCCGCAAGCGCAUCAAAUAAUGAGAGAACUGGGCGCAUCAGCUGUCCCAAUCCGCUUAAGACGCUUAGUGUACUGAGAAAGCCUGCAACGUUCCUCAUUAUCUGCGCAAUGGCCAUAUACUACGCCAUCUACUCGACUCUUCAAGCUUCGCUUUCGAGUCUAUUUAGCAGCACAUACAAAACUUCGAGUGUAGUCACCGGCUUGAUCUAUCUUCCAUUCGGUGUCGGAUGCGGUCUCGGUGCUGUCCUCUCAGGCAAAGUACUGGACAUAGAAUACAGACGAACGGCGGCUAGGCUUCAUUUUCCACUGGACCGCGGAGCAAACCAUGAUCUGGCCUCCUUUCCCAUCGAAAAGGCUCGUCUUGGCAGCCUGGUUUACGCUUUGCUGCCUUGCUGCCUCUGCAUCGCUGGAUACGGCUGGUCAAUCCAGUACGAGUUGCACAUGGCGGUGCCGCUUAUACUACAGUUCCUCAUCGGUCUUCCCGUGCAGGGCAUUUUCACAGCCAUAGGCACGCUGCUGGUAGACACUCACCCGGGCAAACCAGCAAGUGCACAGGCGGCGAACAACUUUAUCCGCUGUGCAACUGCAGGUGCAGGACUAGCUAUAUUCGAGCCUGCACUUAGGCGAUUAGGGCCAGGCUGGACUUUCGUACUUUCCGCCGCAAGCGGUCUCGUGGCGGCUGCGCUGCUGUUCUGGGUCAGGGGUUCCGGUAUGUUAUGGAGGAGACGCUCUCGCCGCCGUCAAGCUAACAAAAUCAGCUCUCACUAG
Trichoderma virens Gv29-8 is the source of this 6099-nucleotide messenger RNA. RefSeq lists its product as uncharacterized. The annotation marks the transcript as partial. The record is from RefSeq and is a predicted model, not a curated record. NCBI's taxonomy places the organism in Eukaryota, Fungi, Ascomycota, Sordariomycetes, Hypocreales, Hypocreaceae. Gene Ontology annotation, molecular function: protein binding; transmembrane transporter activity. The transcript has 8 exons. Gene Ontology annotation, biological process: transmembrane transport.